Molecule: messenger RNA, 1159 nt
Organism: Nestor notabilis (Kea)
Lineage: Eukaryota; Metazoa; Chordata; Aves; Psittaciformes; Psittacidae
Gene: DNAJB4
Product: DnaJ (Hsp40) homolog, subfamily B, member 4
Exons: 3
Coding region: 140-1159 (339 amino acids)
Cellular component (GO): cytosol
Molecular function (GO): protein-folding chaperone binding
Source: RefSeq, a predicted model, not a curated record
UGUUGAUUUGUAACAGUUCUGUUUGUUUCAAUUCCAAAUCUGAUUUUUGUUUUUCCUUCUCUAGCAUCUCUCUGUUGCUAAGACACUGGACAGUGCUUUUGCUAUAGCAAGGAAAAUCUGAAUUCUUCCAACAGUCAAGAUGGGGAAAGAUUAUUAUUCUAUCCUGGGAAUUGAAAAAGGGGCUUCUGAAGAGGAUAUCAAAAAGGCUUACAGAAAACAAGCGCUUAAAUGGCAUCCAGAUAAGAACAAGUCUCCUCAUGCAGAGGAAAAAUUCAAAGAGAUUGCAGAAGCUUAUGAAGUGCUGAGUGAUCCCAAAAAGAGAGACAUUUAUGAUCAGUUUGGGGAGGAAGGUCUGAAAGGAGGAGCUGGAGGAUCUGAUGGACAGGGUGGUACCUUCCGGUACUCCUUCCAUGGUGAUCCACAUGCUACAUUUGCAGCUUUCUUUGGUGGCACAAAUCCUUUUGAGAUCUUCUUUGGAAGGAGGAUGCCUGGUGGCAGAGACACUGAAGACAUGGAGGUGGAUGGUGACCCAUUUGGAUCCUUCACUAGUUUUAGUAUGAAUGGUUUUCCAAGGGAAAGAAAUACAGUUGGUAGUCAGUUACGUCGUAAACAAGAUCCCCCUGUAAUCCAUGAACUAAAAGUGUCAUUGGAAGAGAUUUAUCAUGGCUGCACAAAAAGGAUGAGAAUUUCACGUAAAAGGCUUAACCCAGAUGGCAGAAGUGUCCGAACAGAGGACAAAAUUCUUACUAUUGAGAUAAAAAGAGGAUGGAAAGAAGGCACCAAAAUCACUUUUCCGAAAGAAGGUGAUGAAACACCUAACACAAUUCCAGCUGAUAUUGUUUUUAUCAUUAAAGAUAAACCGCACUCUCACUUCAAAAGAGAUGGAUCAAAUAUUAUCUAUCCUGUUAAGAUCAGCUUAAGGGAGGCUUUAUGUGGCAGCUCUUUCAACGUGCCAACGAUAGAAGGAAGAACCAUACCUAUGACAGUAAAUGAAGUUGUAAAGCCUGGGAUGAGAAGAAGGAUUAUAGGAUAUGGUUUGCCAUUUCCCAAAAAUCCUGACCAACGUGGAGACUUAAUUAUAGAGUUUGAAGUCAUCUUCCCAGAUAACAUUUCUCCAGCAUCAAAAGAAGUACUUAGGCGAAAUCUUCCAGUUUCAUAA